This is a messenger RNA of Cyclopterus lumpus (lumpfish), 1488 nucleotides long. It is a transcript of the gene zc4h2, whose product is annotated as zinc finger, C4H2 domain containing. The record is from RefSeq and is a predicted model, not a curated record. Gene Ontology annotation, biological process: positive regulation of neuron differentiation. Gene Ontology annotation, cellular component: nucleus. Lineage: Eukaryota; Metazoa; Chordata; Actinopteri; Perciformes; Cyclopteridae. The coding region runs from base 198 to 872 and encodes 224 amino acids. The transcript has 5 exons.
UGGCAGAGGGCUGUGCGUCGCGCGGGGCCACUCAUCGCACGUAGCCCCAGGUUUCACGUUGCGGGCGCGUGCUCGUUUGCGCGUUCACGCCGCCCAUUGUGUUUUCUUUUUGUGUUGUAUUAUCAACAAGGAGACCACCGUGGCCUUACGGGUAACCGAGCGGGACAGCUGAACGACACAAGGGACUCGCUGAAACCAUGGCGGACGAACAAGAAAUCAUGUGCAAGUUGGAAAACAUCUUGGAAAUACGGAACAAGUCUGUCCAGAUGCAGAAGAUCAAGUCUCGUCUUAAAGUUGAGUUCGAUGCUCUGGAGUCUGAGGAGAAGCACCUGAAAGAAUACAAACAAGAGAUGGAUCUGCUCCUACAGGAGAAAAUGGCACACGUGGAGGAGCUGCGGCUCAUCCACGCAGAUAUAAAUGUGAUGGAGAGCACCAUCAAGCAGUCAGAGAAUGAUCUGAAUAAGCUGCUAGAAACAACUCGGCGCCUGCACGACGAGUACAAACCUCUGAAGGAGCACGUCGAUGCACUCAGGAUGACUUUAGGCCUACACAGACUCCCGAACCUGAACGAAGAAGAGGAGAAGCUCUCCCUGGAUUACUUUGAGAAGCAGAAAGCAGAGUGGCAGAAGGAGCCGCAUGAGCCCGCCAUCCCAGAAUCCCUCGCUGCUGCUGCGGCGGCAGCACAGCAGCUUCAGGUUUCCAGGAAGCAAGAUGCACGCCAGACGGCCACCUUCAGACAGCAACCCCCGCCUAUGAAGGCCUGCCUGUCCUGCCACCAGCAGAUUCACCGUAAUGCUCCCAUCUGCCCACUGUGCAAGGCCAAGAGCCGCUCCCGCAACCCAAAGAAGCCCAAGAGGAAGCCUGAUGAGUAGAUCCUACUUUACCUUCAGCUUCAGUCGGGUUCAAAAGGGACCUGGUCCAAUACACUGAUCUAAGAUCAGCCAUGUGCAUCACAAUGUAUGGCUGAAAUCACAGAUUUGUGCUUCAGGACAAUUUCCACAGUCCCAACUUUACCUUUUUUCAUAAACUGUCAACUGAAAUGAAUGCAGAAUCUGUAAAUGUCCUCAUGUUGUUUGGUUUUAUCCGUGCUUUGAUGUUUAUAUCUAACUGUAUGACUUCGGUAGUAGGUUCACUAGCCCUUAACCAUGUAACUGCAAUAAUGCAAAAAGGAACUUGAUAAAAUGUCUAAAGAAUUUUGCCCAUGUUGCUACUGUUUUAAUUUUUUUCUUGCCUUAGAUAUUGUACUGUACUUUCAAAUCUUUUGCAAUGCAUGCGUGCUUCCAUGGCUGUCUGUCGUGUAUUUUUUUUGUGCCAAUAUAUACAUUGGAUAGGUAUAAUUGAAGUUAAAUAAAACACAAUGUUGUUUUAAUGUUUACAGUGUUCACGGGAGAAAAAGAAAAGGAAAAAAAGGCCAGACUCAUUGGCUCUGAACAGUGUUGUGUUUAACUUUAAUACAGUGAUAUCAAAUAAAUGGCUGUUUUGUACUAA